AUGCGGAUCUUGAAAACGAGACAGUAUGAGCUUGUUGAAGCAAAGGACAUCCCCGAUCCAUUUCCGCCUUACGCCAUCCUGUCACACAUGUGGUUAUCGCCAAAGGAGGAAAUCACCUAUCAAGACUUCAAGAGCCGAAAAGAAGACAUUGAAAAUGACGUCUAUAAGCAGACGGGAUGGGCAAAGCUGAAGAGAUACUGCGAUCGUGCGGCCAGGGAUGGGUGGGAUUGGGCUUGGAUGGAUACCUGCUGCAUUGAUAAAACGAAUCCCGCAGACACUCAGGAAGCUAUCAACGCCAUGUUUCGGUGGUACCAGAAUGCUAGCAUUUGCUACGCGUACCUUGGCGAUGUGGAUGCCUAUGGUAGCCUUGAGGAGGCUGGCUUGAUCGACCAGGAUCAUCCUAUGAAUGAGGAUCUUGAUGAGAUGCCCGGUAUGAUUCCCGUUCCUGGAGCGGCUACGAAUCAUAUGCGCACGGCAGUGGGCCGCUCACUGGUCAACGCCAAGUGGUUUACGCGAGGCUGGACCUUACAAGAGCUCCUGGCCCCUCGCUACCUUGUUUUCAUGGACAAAAGCUGGCAUCGCAUCGGGACUCGAGAGAGCUGGGCUGCGGAGAUUAAUGAAGCCAGCCGCAUUGAGCCAAAGCAUCUAACCACGUUCAAGCCAACUGAUUUCACCUCGUGCUCUAUUGCAAUGAGGAUGUCCUGGGCCUCUUCUAGAUAUACAACCGUCGAGGAAGACGAGACUUAUUCAUUACUGGGCCUCUUUGGAAUCAGCUUGCCACUUAUCUACGGCGAGGGGCGCUGGCGGGCUUUCGAUCGACUGCAGCGUGAACUCAUUAUGGUAUACACCGACGACUCUAUUUUUGCAUGGAAAUUGAGCGAAACGAAUCAAGGGUUUAUUCGCCUACAAAGACAGGGGCAAAAACCUGGACUGGGGAUUCUGGCCCCUUCGAUUCGAGAGUUUCGAGAUGCUUCACAGAUACAAAGUUUUGGCUACUAUGGCCAUAAGUUCGAAAUGAGCAACCUAGGUCUGAAAACAAAUGCCCGGCGUUGGAAAUGUCACAAUGAUCACACUAAGCUUCUCAUUCGUCUCAACUGCGGUCCUGAGCCAAAGGCACACACAGGCAUCAUGCUUCGGUACGCUGGUGAGGUCUUCGAAAGAAUUAUGGAUAGCGAGCUCCAUGACACGAGAAAUUUCGAACGCAGUAGAGAUUGGAUAGGGGUACAAGAGAAGGAGGGAAAGGAUAUUAUUAUCCGUGCGGGCAAUUUCCGUGGCCCAUUGACAGGUCCGUCAAUCUUUACACUCAGGCAUCCAGAUGAAAUUACCGUCGGCUUGAAAUAUUUCAUGGACUUCAAUGUUCCUCUUAUGAGUAGGAAACUGGAGCUUCUCGAUGAAGUAAGCCUUCUUGGGCGUCUGCAAUUACAGAGAAACGAGCUUCUUCUCCAGCCAAAUCAGUUGAUGUUUGCUAACAUUGAACUACAAACUGGGGAGCAUCAAUCAAGGUGGAAUGUUCUUAUAAAUAUCAACGAGAAUGGGUUUCCCUCUGUAGGUAUGGCAAGUCAAGAAGAUAGAGGGAAGCAAUUGGGAGAUCCAAUGAGUGAGGCCAAACGGAAGUACGAGAAUUUGGCGGAAGACUUCCACGAUCAAGCACAGUCAGAAGGCUGCCUUCCAUUGAUCGUGGAAACCAAGCAAGGUAUCAGUGUAAAUGUCCAUCUUUUUCCAAGACCACCGCGAGAACGCUCAUCCGAGACAACUAGAGACGGUGAGGUGUAUAUUGAAAUGAGAGAGUAUACUCUCAAAAUUAUUGGGAAAGAGAAGAAAGACUUAAAUGGAUCUAAACAACCUCAAUCGUCCUCAUAG
Messenger RNA from Clonostachys byssicola, 1860 nucleotides. The record is from the annotation of a GenBank genome assembly. NCBI's taxonomy places the organism in Eukaryota, Fungi, Ascomycota, Sordariomycetes, Hypocreales, Bionectriaceae.